Molecule: messenger RNA, 1555 nt
Organism: Pan troglodytes (chimpanzee)
Lineage: Eukaryota; Metazoa; Chordata; Mammalia; Primates; Hominidae
Gene: HTATIP2
Product: HIV-1 Tat interactive protein 2
Exons: 6
Coding region: 250-978 (242 amino acids)
Biological process (GO): import into nucleus
Cellular component (GO): cytoplasm
Molecular function (GO): NAD binding; oxidoreductase activity, acting on the aldehyde or oxo group of donors, NAD or NADP as acceptor
Source: RefSeq, a predicted model, not a curated record
GGGUAGGCGCUGUCUCCGUCGCCUCCAACCCCCCCGGUCCGACCAGGGAAGGUGGGAUGCUCUGAUGGCCGGGCCUGCGGCGCUGAGCGCGGCGGCGGCGGCUGCUCUGGCGGCCGCCCUGCUCCUGCUGUGUCGUGAGGACCCGGGGCCGGGGGCUGGCCCCAGAUAAACAGCCCUUGUUCCUCGGGAUAAGGACGGGCAGUCCCCUGACACCCUAAGACCGGCACCUGUCGAUGUUAUUUCCCCAGCAUGGCCGAAACAGAAGCCCUGUCGAAGCUUCGGGAAGACUUCAGGAUGCAGAAUAAAUCCGUCUUUAUUUUGGGCGCCAGCGGAGAAACCGGCAGAGUGCUCUUAAAGGAAAUCCUGGAGCAGGGCCUGUUUUCCAAAGUCACGCUCAUUGGCCGGAGGAAGCUCACCUUCGACGAGGAAGCUUAUAAAAAUGUGAAUCAAGAAGUGGUGGACUUUGAAAAGUUGGAUGACUACGCUUCUGCCUUUCAAGGUCAUGAUGUUGGAUUCUGUUGCCUGGGUACCACCAGAGGGAAAGCUGGGGCGGAGGGAUUUGCUCGUGUUGACCGAGAUUAUGUGCUGAAGUCUGCAGAGCUGGCCAAAGCUGGAGGGUGCAAACAUUUCAACUUGCUAUCCUCUAAAGGAGCUGAUAAAUCAAGCAAUUUUUUAUAUCUACAAGUUAAGGGAGAAGUAGAAGCCAAGGUUGAAGAAUUAAAAUUUGAUCGUUACUCUGUAUUUAGGCCUGGAGUUCUGUUAUGUGAUAGGCAAGAAUCUCGCCCAGGUGAAUGGCUGGUUAGAAAGUUCUUUGGCUCCUUACCAGACUCUUGGGCCAGUGGGCAUUCUGUGCCUGUGGUGACCGUGGUUAGAGCAAUGCUGAACAAUGUGGUGAGACCAAGAGACAAGCAGAUGGAACUGCUGGAGAACAAGGCCAUCCAUGACCUGGGGAAAGCGCAUGGCUCUCUCAAGCCAUGACCACACUGGAGAAAUGGUUUUUAUUGUCAACCUUAACACCCAUCACCAAAUCGGUAAUUUCAGGGUCUAAAAAAAUCAGCAUGUUUUAACUUUGUUGUUUUACUAUCCUCAGGCAUCCAUUCCAAUCAAGAAAUGAUGGUGCUCUGCAUCAGUGGUUCAGAGCCUGGCUAUACAUAUAGAUCACUCAGGGAGCUUUGGAAAAAUUAAAGAUUUGUCAGCCCUAUCUCAAACUUGAAUCAAAAUUUCUGGGGUGUGGGCACAAUAAUCUGUAAUUUUCUUUGUUUAUACUUCCCCUGAUGCCACUGGUUCUGAUGCCACUGGCUGGGGGGCCUGCUUUGAAAUGCUUGUCUGCAGAGUCACAGCAGCCAUGAAAACCUUAUGACCGUGCAAAUGAGCUCUGCUCUAAAAUUGUUGACAUUCAUGUCUCUGAGUUACAAAAGUGCUAAUUCACUACAUGUAAUUGUGUAAGUAAACAUUGUGCCUUUACUACUUCUUUAUGUAAUAGAAGUUAUGUACCUAAGCUUAUAUAAUACAUGGGGAGGAUUAAAUAAAGGAAUAAAGAUGAAUGGACAACUCC